Molecule: messenger RNA, 699 nt
Organism: Trypanosoma theileri
Lineage: Eukaryota; Euglenozoa; Kinetoplastea; Trypanosomatida; Trypanosomatidae
Exons: 1
Source: RefSeq, a predicted model, not a curated record
GACACAUUAGAAGUUCAAACUCCUUUGAACGCGAGUAAACCGGGAACUGUCCUAUCUUCUCCUCCUCCUCCUGUACAAGAUCACAGUGGCGAUGAAACGGAUGUGGUGUCUGAAGAAGCAAAGAAUACGCAGAAGCAGCCAGUAUCCAGUAGGUCAGGUGAGAGGAGAACUGAGGGACAACAAGAACAGAUAAAGGAAACCACACACGGUCCUCAACAAGAGAACCACAAUACAGAACCAAAUGUCGCAGGUACAACAAGUACUGACUCCCAUGUUACUGCUGACUCAAACCCACAUCCUACUAGAGAUGCAUCACCUAGUGAAAUAACUCAAUCUGGUUUAUCUACUGAUUAUUCAAAGACAUUAAAUACCACGAGGACAGAACCCAACAGUACCACUGAUAAUGUGACAACGGCAGAGAAUGAAUCAACAAAUGGUGUCGCUACUAUUGGUGCAUCAGCAGAAGGGAACACCACAGCAAACAAGACCCCUGUCACUCUCAAUACCACCAGUAAUGAGGACUCAGCCUCAACUACCACCAACACCAAUACAAUUCCUACUAUCCCUGGAAUCAGCAAUAACACCAUAAUGCCAAAUUUGAAGGGUGAUGCAGAUAGCAGCAGCAGUAUCAGCAGAUCUGUGUGGGUGCGUGUACCACUACUGAUUGUGGUUACACUGGCCUGUAUUCUUGUGUGCUGA